Molecule: messenger RNA, 1058 nt
Organism: Trichoplusia ni (cabbage looper)
Lineage: Eukaryota; Metazoa; Arthropoda; Insecta; Lepidoptera; Noctuidae
Exons: 2
Coding region: 688-993 (101 amino acids)
Source: RefSeq, a predicted model, not a curated record
AGUAAUUUUAUCCCAGCGUAAAAACUGCGCUUGCUAUUUUUCUUGCCCAGCCUUGUAAGACCUGCUCAAUGGAAUGAUCAUUCAGCACAUUACGUCUGGUCAACCAAAAUAUGGUCGAUGAAUGAAUGGAAAUAGGAUUGACACUCUUCGUAUUUUUUUAUUAAUUCAGUUGGGGAAUUGGGAAACUGGAGCCGGAACUCUGUCUUGCUGGUCGGCUGCUCGAGACCUGAGAGGUUUGUUGACGCUAGAAAAUUCAUGGGUGUUUUAAUUAAACAUUAUAUGCACGCAUCAAAAAAGUCUAAGCAACUGGUAGAGUUCAGAACGUUUUUGUAAAUAUUUACAUAACUUAAACACUUCAAUAACUAUUACUAUCCUACAUAAAAUAUUAUAAAGUUUGCCACAUCGUGCAAAGGUUCAUAUCGUAGGUCGAGGUCGGGCUCGCAGUGCGCAAGCGCGGAGUUAUCGAUCGUCGACGAGCAGGCCGCCACGCGUCGCACAAUCUGCAGCCGCUAAUGUAACCGUAAACAAUUAGUGAGCUGAGCAGUGAGGAACCUGGACAGCCGCACGUCGCACCCCGGCGACGCGAGCAGCCGGCAGCUGCAUGUACAUGGCCGCGCGCACCGCUAGCGCCGCGCCUCCCCAGCCCCGAGCGAGAGCUAGAGCGAGCGCGGCCAGCCAGCCGCGGGCAUGCGGGCGCGAGCCUGGUCCUGGUGGGCGGCGCUGCUGCUGGGCGCGGUGGGCGCGCGCGAGCUGGACCCCGCCGCGUGUGCGCCGCGCUUCGAUGUACAGCACGAUAAGAUUAUCCGCACGGAGGAGUCGCGCGAGAUGGGCGCGCGGUACCUCUCCGAGCUGGACGUGGGCGCGCGCCACGAGUGCCUGCGCCUGUGCUGCGAGACGGACUCCUGCGACGUGUUCGUCUACGAGGAGAAGGUCGGUCUCCGCUGGUUCCCGCUGUUAACGGUAGCUGUACAGUACCGACAGCUUAUCCGCUAGUCGGAUGACGUCUAAAGAAUCGCUGAGUGUUUCGUUAAUUCUGCGGCGUAGUACGUGUGAGGUAC